Molecule: messenger RNA, 652 nt
Organism: Alnus glutinosa
Lineage: Eukaryota; Viridiplantae; Streptophyta; Magnoliopsida; Fagales; Betulaceae
Exons: 1
Coding region: 173-352 (59 amino acids)
Source: RefSeq, a predicted model, not a curated record
AUAACCAACUUGUUUCCAAGUUUAUGCCUCCUUUGCAAAAGGAAGGACCAAAGCAGCAGCAUAGCAUUUAGCUUAAAAUAAGCAAAUGACUGUUGGAACAAAUUUCUAAAAGCUGUCAUCAAAGAGUUCUGGUCCAGGAAAUGCAAGAGAGUUAGGAAAGGAAGGAGAGAAGAUGGAUUCUGGACUUUCGUGGGCUGAUCAAUGGGACUACGACAACCCCGACCCCCCGCCGCCUUCGGCAUCAGAGAACGACAAGAAGAAGGGAAAGGAUGGGUCUAAAGGGAGCAAGUUUGGGAAAUCAAUAUUAAACUUCAAAUGGAUGAAAGAUAUCCGCAAGAAAUCUCAGAAAUAACGUGGACCGCUGAGGAUCAAGAAGCCUCUUUGUUGCACAAGACACAAUCCAAUGUCAUUCGUUAGGCUUGAUCCUGCUAUAUAUUAAGCUUCCGCUAUUGAUUCAACAAUGGUUGUUUUUCACUUUCUUUCUCUGUUAAGAAUAAUCUUAUUCACUUUCUUUCUUUGAAUGUCCUCACCUUUUUAACCUUAUCAGAUCAGUUCCCACAUGCCCACAUAGUUAUGUACUUUGAUUUUUAUUUCAAUGUAGAAUGUUUUACAUUUAAAUAAAAGGAAAAUAGAAGCAAACAAAUUCUGAGUC